This is a messenger RNA of Lutra lutra (Eurasian river otter), 2348 nucleotides long. RefSeq names its product TNF superfamily member 11 (gene TNFSF11). Bases 249 to 1211 code for a protein of 320 amino acids. Gene Ontology annotation, biological process: immune response. Lineage: Eukaryota; Metazoa; Chordata; Mammalia; Carnivora; Mustelidae. The transcript has 5 exons. Gene Ontology annotation, molecular function: tumor necrosis factor receptor binding. The record is from RefSeq and is a predicted model, not a curated record. Gene Ontology annotation, cellular component: membrane.
GGCAGCCUCGCCCGGGGCUGAUUGGCUCCCGAGGCCAGCCCUCGCCCGCGGUUUAUAAGAGUUGGGGUAGCCGGGCGCCCUGCCCGCUCGCCCGCGCGCCCCAGAGCUGCGCCCGGCUCCGAGCGCCCCACGUCGAGGCCCGCCUGGCCCCGCGCCGGCUCCGCGCCGUCUUUGGAGUUGGUGGCGGGCAGAGGCAAGGGAGGGCGCCAGCCAGGGAGGCGAGCGCCGCAGCCAGCCGGCCAAGCGCCAUGCGCCGCGCCAGCCGAGACUACACCAAGUACCUGCGCGGCUCGGAGGAGAUGGGCAGCGGCGGCUCGGGCGCCCCGCACGAGGGCCCCCUGCACGCGCCCCCGCCGCCCGCGCCGCCCGCGCCGCACCAGCCCGCCGCCGCCUCCCGCUCCAUGUUCGUGGCCUUCCUGGGACUGGGGCUGGGCCAGGUGGUCUGCAGCGUCGCCCUGUUCCUCUACUUCAGAGCUCAGAUGGAUCCUAACAGAAUAUCCGAAGAUGACACUCACUGCAUUAAUAGAAUUUUCAAACUCCACGAAAACCCAGAUUUGCAAGACACAACUCUGGAGAGUCAAGACACAAAAUUAAUACCUGAUUCGUGUAAGAGCAUUAAACAGGCCUUCCGAGCAGCUGUACAAAAGGAGUUACAACAUAUUAAAUCACAGCACAUCAGAGCAGAGAAAGCUAUGAUGGAAGGUUCAUGGUUAGAACUGGCCAGGAGGGGCAAGCCUCAUACUCAGCCUUUUGCUCAUCUCACUAUUAAUGCCACUGACAUCCCAUCAGGUUCCCACAAAGUGAGUUUGUCCUCCUGGUACCAUGACCGAGGUUGGGCCAAGAUCUCCAACAUGACUUUCAGCAAUGGAAAACUAAUAGUCAACCAAGAUGGCUUCUAUUUCCUGUAUGCCAACAUCUGCUUUCGACAUCAUGAAACUUCAGGAGACCUCGCCACAGAGUAUCUUCAGUUGAUGGUGUAUGUCACUAAAACCAGCAUCAAAAUCCCAAGUUCUCAUACCCUGAUGAAAGGAGGUAGCACCAAAUACUGGUCAGGGAACUCCGAAUUCCAUUUUUAUUCCAUAAAUGUUGGAGGAUUUUUUAAGCUACGAUCUGGUGAGGAAAUAAGCAUCGAGGUAUCCAACCCUUCACUAUUGGAUCCAGAUCAAGAUGCAACAUACUUUGGGGCUUUUAAAGUUCUAGAUAUAGAUUGAGUCCCAUAUUGUGGAGCAUUAUUCUGUAUUUCUUAGGAUGUAUGGGGAAAAGUUCUAAACAAGCCGAGAAAGAUGUAUAUAGAUGUGAGACUACUAAGGGGUAUGACCCACAAUGGUACAAGGAGACUCUUCCCAUGCUUUUGACUCUGUUGUGAGCAUGUGUAUCUACCACCAAUGGGAGACGUUGGAGUAAAGUGUGUUACAGUCCAAAGGCUUUCUUACAUAAUGGCUUUUACAUUUUGUAAUGAAUUCCUAAAAUUAUACCAGAUUAGAACAAUUAUGGUUGCCUUUAUAUGAAACUGCAUUUGGGCUAUGGGAGGGGGUUAAUUCUCUGGAUCUAGCCUGUGGUUAUGUGCUUCAUGUGGGGAGGGGGUCGUCUAAUUGCCAACUGAUGACCAUCUGAAGGGUUAAGUUCCUUUGAAUGGUUACAUCAUGCUGGAACCUUCAAUAAAUACUUUUUCUAACGAGGAGAGAAAAUAUAUGUAUUUUUAUAUAAUAUCUAAAGUUAUAUUUCAGAUGUAAUGUUUUCUGUGCAAAGUAUUGUAAAUUAUAUUUGUGCCAUAGUAUUUGAUUCAAAAUAUUUAAAAAUGUCUUGCUGUUGACAUAUUUAAUGUUUUAAAUGUACAUACAUAUUUAACUGGUGCACUUUGUAAAUCCCCUGGGGAGAACUUGCAGCUAAGGGGAAUAAAAAUGUUGUUUGGUAAUAUCAACUGUAUUAUACUACUUUACUCUUUUUAACUUAAUAGAUUUUUCAGAUUUGUCAAGUCUGUGCAAAAAAAAUUAAAAUGGCUGCCUUGAAUAAUAAGCAGGAUGUUGGCCACCAGGUGCCUUUCAAAUUUAGAAGCUAAUUGACUUUAGAAAGCUGACAUUGCCAAAAAGUAUACAUAAUGGGCUACUGGAAUCUGUCAAGAGUAUUUAUAUAAUUAUUGAACAGGUGUUUUUUUCUACAAGUGCUGCAAAUUGUAAAUUUUGUGUUGGGUUUUUUUUUUUAUGGGAAAGUUAUCAGUGGCUUACCAGCAAAAAAAAAAAAAAAAAAAAUCCCAUUUUUAAUGUGGUAGGUGAUAUUUUAUACUGUACAGUAAAAACAUUGCUUUUGAAUGUUAAUUUUUUUGGUACAAAAAUAAAUUUAUAAGAAGA